AUGGAUUUGGCAAGAGUCUCUUUGUCUCUUUCGCUGAAGAGGUUUGCCUGUGAACUUGAGGAUUUGGUAAGCUGCGAAGCAAAUGAGCUGCUUGAGGGGCCCCAGGGCCCUCCAAGUCUCCAGGGGUUUGCUGCUGCUCCCAGCAGCAGCACGAACCCAAGAGGGCCCAAACUGAGACACACCGAAGCAGCAGCAGCAGCAAAGCAGCAGCAGCAGCAACAAACAGCAGGAGCGGAGCAGCAGGAGCAGCAGAGCAGCAGCAGCAACAGCAGCACCAGAGCAGCAGCAGCAGCAGCAGCAGCACACGAGCAGCAGCUGCAGCACCAGCAGCGGCACCCAACCAGCAGCAGCAGCAGCAGCAGCACCAGCAGCACCAGAGCAGCAGCUGCAGCAGCAGCCGCGGCACCCAACCAGCAGCAGCAGCAGCAGCAGCAGCAGCAGCAGCAGCAGCAGCAGCACCUGUCGAAGUUGAAGGACCCCACAGAAGCCCACAAACGGUCGGCCACGAGAUUCUUUGCAUGA
Molecule: messenger RNA, 522 nt
Organism: Eimeria necatrix
Lineage: Eukaryota; Apicomplexa; Conoidasida; Eucoccidiorida; Eimeriidae
Exons: 3
Coding region: 1-522 (173 amino acids)
Source: RefSeq, a predicted model, not a curated record